Ustilago hordei is the source of this 2598-nucleotide messenger RNA. RefSeq lists its product as uncharacterized. The transcript is spliced from 4 exons. Gene Ontology annotation, biological process: DNA integration. NCBI's taxonomy places the organism in Eukaryota, Fungi, Basidiomycota, Ustilaginomycetes, Ustilaginales, Ustilaginaceae. The coding region runs from base 1 to 2598 and encodes 865 amino acids. The record is from RefSeq and is a predicted model, not a curated record. Gene Ontology annotation, molecular function: nucleic acid binding.
AUGAGGAGACCAACCCUUCAUGGUAACGAGUUUGUCUCAGCAGAGCGCAUACUACGAGCAGCUCUAGAAGAUGGACCCAUAGGGUUCAUGCUGUUGGAGGAGCCACCAUCAUCACUCCUGGCCUUUGGUUUUGUACCUACAGGCGCAGACAAAGGAGUCGAGAUGGAGGUGGAGGUAGACAAGGUGGUGACAGCUGCAGACAUACCAAAGCCAUACCAACACCUGCAAGAUGUGUUUGAUGAGGUGGAAGCAGACAAGCUGCCCCAUCAUACUGAGCAUGAUCUCCACCUCGAGUUGAUAGAAGGAGGUAAGCCACCUCAAGGGCCCCUAUACCUUAAGGGACCCAAGGAGAUGUCCGAGUUGAGGAGAUACUUGGAUGAGAACCUCGAGAAGGGGUUCAUAAGACCAUCGAAGAGCCCGGCACGAUCACCAGUGCUCUUCGUACCAAAGAAGGAUGGAGGUCUCAGACUCUGUGUGGACUACAGAGGUCUCAACGAGAUCACUGUCAAGAACAGGGCACCAUUGCCCCUCAUUGAGGAGCAGCUGUUCUUACUCAGGAAGGCAAGGAUCUAUACCAAGCUAGACCUUAGAGCAGCAUACAACCUCAUCUGGAUUGCUAAAGGAGAUGAAUGGAAGACAGCUUUUGGCACUCAGUUGGGACUCUAUGAGUACCUAGUGAUGCCCUUUGGCCUAGCCAAUGCUCCAGCUCACUUCCAGUCAUUCAUCAAUGACAUCUUCCGAGACAUCAUUGGGAUAUAUGUGGUAGUAUACCUAGACGACUUCCUGAUCUUCAGUGACACUGAAGAAGCACAUGUGAAGCAUGUCACUGAGGUCCUCACUCACUUAAGGAGCAACAGGCUCUUUGCUAAGCUGUCGAAGUGUGAGUUCCACACCAAGACAAUCGAGUUCCUGGGGUACAUCAUCAAGCCAAUGGGCAUAGAGAUGGACCCAGAAAAGGUGCACACUGUCAAGGAAUGGCCAAUGCCAGAGUCAAUCCAUGACAUCCAGAGGUUCCUGGGUUUUGCCAACUUCUAUCGAAGGUUCAUAGCCCACUUUGCUCGCAUAGCCAAGCCCUUGACAGCACUGGUAAAGCCUAUAGAAUGGUUCAAGAAGUUCGAGCUACCAGAGGAGGCCCAACAGGCCUUCCACAAGCUCAUCCAGGCCUUCACAUCAGCAGGAGUGCUUCAGCACUUCGACUACCACCUUCCAACAAGGAAGAUGUCUUCUGCCGAGAAGAACUAUGAAAUCCAUGACAAGGAGCUCCUAGCUGUGGUCGCCUGCCUUACUCAGUGGCAACACAUGCUAGCUGGACUACCAAGCCAACUGGUCAUCCUUACUGACCAUGAAGCCCUCAAGUACUUCAAGUCACAGAGAUGCAUCACAGGUCAACAGGCUCGAUGGGCCAUACUACUAGCAGACUUUGACUUCAUAUUGCAGUAUCAACCAGGAGACAAAGGUGGUGAACCCAAUGCUCUCACCAGAAGGACAGACAUGCAACCAGCUGGUGAAGAGCAGGAUCACAAUGUGAGGCAACUACUGCCUCCUCGAGUGUUCAGGGAGACAGCAGACCAUGACUCGACCCUAGUGGCCCCUAUGCUCUCGAUGGAGUCCAUAGCAUCAAAAGGUCUCAGAGACCUGGUCAAAAUCUUCCAGCCCUUAGACCAAGAGCUACAGGAGAUACAUAGGAAGAAGCCCUUCAAGGUCAAGGACGACCUAUGGUACAGUGGAGGAAGGCCCUGGGGCUCCAUAUCCCUCGACUUCAUCGAAGGACUACCACCAUCGAAAAAGUAUGACUCCAUCCUUGUCAUUGUCGACAGGCUGACCAAGUUUGCCAUACUAGCUCCAACCCAUAAGACAGUCAUGGCCAAACAGACUGCAGUGUUGUUAUAUGGACACAUGGUUAGACUUUUUGGAUACCCAGAUCACAUGGUCUUGGACCGAGGCAGGCAGUUUAUAUCAGGAGCAUGGAAGGCAUUUGCAGAACAAAUGGGUGUGAAGCACUCACUUAGCAUGGCCUACCAUCCUCAAACUGAUGGUCAGACAGAGAGGGUCAAUCAGGUCAUCGAGCAGUACCUAAGGAUGUACUGCAACUAUGAGCAGAAUGACUGGGCCGACCUGCUGGACACUGCAGCCUUUGUAUACAACAACAUGGUCCACAACAGCAUUGGUGUCUCACCAUUCUUUGCAUGCUAUGGAUGGAACCCCAAAGCUCAUCCUGACAUCCCUCAACAACUAGGAGUCAAUGAUCCAGGUCACUUCGAGUACCUCAUGGAUGGAAAGGAGCGUUGCAAGUACCUCCAGGAGCAGAUCAGAGAGGCACAAUGUAGAUCAGUAGACCAGUAUAACAGGAAGCACAAGGACAUCGAGUUUAAGCAAACCUUAGGGUGCAUGAUGUGUUCCAUGUCUCCAUGCUCGAGCCAGCAAGAACAAGUUCUCUCCCUCAACGUGCUGAACAGCCCACCAUACCAUCACUUCCAGAUGAGGACCUCGACUUCGAAGUCAAAGCACUCAUCGAAAAGCAUUCACACAAUGGGACUACAGAGUACAAAGUGUUGUGGAGAGGGUACUCAGAAGAAGCUGCUUCAUGGGAACCAGUAG